Chaetomium strumarium is the source of this 1722-nucleotide messenger RNA. RefSeq lists its product as uncharacterized. The transcript has 2 exons. NCBI's taxonomy places the organism in Eukaryota, Fungi, Ascomycota, Sordariomycetes, Sordariales, Chaetomiaceae. The coding region runs from base 1 to 1722 and encodes 573 amino acids. The record is from RefSeq and is a predicted model, not a curated record.
AUGGACAUCGAGACAAACACACAAACUAGAUCAUCCUCCGCGCCGCUCGACUUUUUCUCCCGCAACCACCUCCCACCAACCGCCCGCUCUCAGUGCUGGCUCUUCGCCCGGUCUGUCCACCCUUCCGGCCGCGUCGUCGAACCGGCAUGCCAGGGCCACUGCUCCUACACGGUGCUCCUCCCAGACCACAAGACCGUCAUCCAGUUCCGCCCGCCCAAGCACCGUCUCGACCUCGAGAUCACCUCGGCCGCCCACGCCACCUUCGACGUCCUCGCGCCACACACGCAGCUCCUCGGCGUCAUCACCUUCGCCAUACCCUCCUCUGGGGAACACGACAACACCAACGAUAGCAAGAAGAAAAACAACAACAACAACAACAACAACAACAACAACAACAACAACAACAACAACAACAACAACAACAACAACAACAACAGCAGCAGCAGCAGCAGUAGUAGUAACAACAAUAGCCCGUCCCUGAUAGUUUACUCGCACUCCCUCAUCGAAGGAACGCCCCUCCCCAUCGUGCUAUCCUCCUCUUCUUCUUCCCAUUCCCAUUCCCACCACUAUGCCCCUGGCCCUUUGAAUCACAACCACCCCUCCUCCUCCUCCUCCUCCUCCUCCUCGUCGCUCUCUUCGUCAACAAAGCUGGAUUUAGAUUUCGAUCUCGAUCUCGAACCGCUCCUCCGCUCCCUCGCAACCUCCUAUUUCGCACAGUCAUACUACACCGCCUCCUCGCUACAACAACAGCCCACCACCACCACCAGCCCUUUCCUAGUAACCCCACCCAAGAAACGCCGCAUCGGCAAAACCCUACGCCACCGUCUCGCGCUUCUGCGCGCCCACCUGCCGGCGCGCUUCCGCCCCGUCGUGGAGGACGUGACGCGCAGCCUGGCCGAGCUGGAGAGCGGGCUGCCGUGGGCGCUGACGCAUGGCGAUCUGUGCGGGGCCGGGGUCGGGAACUUGAUCGUUCGGCUUAAGCUUCAGUCUCGGUCUCGGUCUCGUCGAUCCCCCCAUCAUCAUGAUGUUCGGGAGCAGCAGUGGGUAACUAGUACUAGUACUAGUAAUGGUGUUGGUGGUGGUGGUGGUGGUGAUGGGAUGGAAAUGGGAAUGGGUGGUGCGGGAGGUGCGGGAGAGGAUACUACUAGUAAUGAGGCUAAUAAAGACGUUAAAGAAGUCAAAGUUGAAGUGAGGUUGGCAGGGAUGAUAGACUGGGCCGAGGGCGAGUAUCUCCCCUUUGGGGUCGGGCUGUACGGGGUUGAGGAGGUGUUGUUGCUGCUGGGAAGGAUGGUGGAAGAGGAGGAGGAGGGUCAGAAGAAGAAGAGCAUGAUGUUUCAAUAUCACCCUCAUGCGGAACGGUUGAGGGAGGUGUUUUGGGAGGAGCUGGAGGCUGCUGUGCCGGCGCUGGCCGAGGACAAGGUGCUGCGGAGGAGGGUCGAGAAGGCGCGGUUGCUGGGGUUGCUGCUGUGGUACGGCAUCGCCUUUGACGACGGAGCGCUCGAUCGUGUCGUUUGCCCUGGACGGGACGACGAAGAGCUGCAGAAGCUCGACCUGUUCCUCUUUGGGUCAGACCACCGACGCGGCCCCGACACACCCUCGAGUCCGGAGGAAGGCGGCGCAUCCGACAACGAUAGCGGCUGCGCAUUCUUCAACAACGAAUGCGACGACGCCGCGUAUGCUGAGAACCUAGAUUGGUAUCCGGACUCGAGGAGCGAAGUUUGA